This is a messenger RNA of Doryrhamphus excisus (bluestripe pipefish), 3071 nucleotides long. It is a transcript of the gene bmpr1aa, whose product is annotated as bone morphogenetic protein receptor, type IAa. NCBI's taxonomy places the organism in Eukaryota, Metazoa, Chordata, Actinopteri, Syngnathiformes, Syngnathidae. Gene Ontology annotation, biological process: cell surface receptor protein serine/threonine kinase signaling pathway; cellular response to growth factor stimulus; protein phosphorylation. The record is from RefSeq and is a predicted model, not a curated record. Gene Ontology annotation, cellular component: plasma membrane; signaling receptor complex. Gene Ontology annotation, molecular function: ATP binding; transmembrane receptor protein serine/threonine kinase activity.
AGAGGUGAGUAGACGAUCUUCGUCUGGUCCUGGCAGUCAAUCAUCAAACAGAAGAAAGACGUCGACGCUGCUGGAAUAAAAGUGUGGAAUUCCAACAUUCCUCCUCGUCGUGUGCAGGGAUUUGACACUUUAUUGGCUUUAUCAUCACACCGAGAGGGCGUCCGAAGCCGCGCCACGUCCGCCGGUCCCAUCGAUGAAAGAGGCGGGAAGGUCGGUGUAAUGUGACGACUUUUCUCCCAUGGAGCCUUGCAGCAACAUGUUCGCUCUUAACACAUGGACACACUGCUCAGUGUUGCAGGUCCAAAGAGCCACUGAGCCCCAACACGUUGUCACAUUGUGAUAGCCGCCCUCCUCUGGUCUCUGGUUCCCACUCUCAACCCUCUGAGACCUCUGGACCACAAGGUUCUACCAGACCCUCCCACCUCUCCUGGGGCCCGGUCCCGGUCCACCUGAGCGUCCGUCCAGUGAUUUCUGCCGCAGGAUGGGAGGUCUCCUCCUGCGUCUGGCCGUCAUGGCCGCCACGCUGCUAAUGGUCCUCAGAGCAGAAGCCGCAGGCCAGAACCCCGACCACGUCCUCCAGGGCACGGGCGUGAAACCCGAGAUCCGCCGGCCCGGCGAGGACUCCACCAUCGCGCCCGAGGACGCCGCCCGCUUCCUCAGCUGCUACUGCUCCGGACACUGUCCCGAAGACGCCACCAACAACACGUGCCAAACCAACGGUCAGUGCUUCGCCAUCAUCGAGGAGGACGAGCACGGCGAGGCCAUCCUCACCUCAGGAUGCAUGAAGUAUGAAGGCUCUCACUUCCAGUGCAAGGACUCUCCCAAAGCUCAGACGAGGAGGACCAUCGAGUGUUGCAACACGGACUUCUGCAAUCGAGACCUGCAGCCCACCCUGCCCCCCCAGGCGCCUUCCGAAGGCAGCCCCCACUGGUUGGCCUUCCUCAUCUCCAUGACGGUGUGCUGCUGCACGCUCAUCUGCGUCACGGUGGUCUGCUACUACAGGUACAAGUGGCAGAGCGAGCGCCAGCGCUACCACAAGGAUGUGGAGCAGGAAGUGUUCAUCCCUGCCGGGGAGUCUCUCAAAGACCUCAUCCACCAGUCCCAGAGCUCUGGCAGCGGCUCCGGGCUCCCUCUGCUGGUCCAGCGGACCAUCGCCAAGCAGAUCCAGAUGGUGCGUCAGAUCGGGAAAGGUCGCUACGGCGAGGUGUGGCUGGGUCGCUGGCGAGGCGAGAAGGUGGCCGUCAAAGUCUUCUUCACCCGCGAGGAGGCGAGCUGGUUCCGAGAGACGGAAAUCUACCAGACGGUGCUGAUGAGACACGACAACAUCCUCGGCUUCAUCGCGGCCGACAUCAAGGGCACGGGCGCCUUCACGCAGCUCUUCCUCAUCACCGACUACCACGAGAACGGCUCGCUGUAUGACUACCUGCGUACCGCCACGCUGGACACGCCUACGCUGCUGAGGCUGGCCUACUCGGCCGCCUGUGGCCUGUGUCACCUGCACACCGAGAUCUAUGGCACGCAGGGCAAGCCCGCCAUCGCCCACCGCGACCUCAAGAGCAAGAACAUCCUCAUCAAGAAGAACGGCGCCUGCUGCAUCGCCGACCUCGGCCUCGCCGUCAAGUUCAACAGCGACACCAACGAGGUGGACGUCCCUCUGAGCACCCGCAUGGGGACCCGCCGCUACAUGGCGCCCGAAGUUCUGGACGAGAGCCUGAAGAAGAACCAGUUCCAGUCCUACAUCAUGGCCGACAUGUACAGCUACGCACUCGUCGUCUGGGAGAUGGCACGACGCUGCGUCACUGGAGGGAUGGUGGAGGACUACCAGCUGCCGUAUUACGACAUGGUUCCGUCUGAGCCGUCGUACGAGGACAUGUUGGAGGUGGUGUGCGUGAAGGGGCUGCGCCCCACCGUGUCCAACCGCUGGAACAGCGACGAGUGUCUGCGCGCCAUGUUGAAGCUGAUGUCGGAGUGCUGGGCGACAAGCCCCGCCUCCCGCCUCACCAUCCUCCGAGUGAAGAAGACGCUGGCCAAGAUGGUGGAGUCUCAGGACAUCAAGAUCUGACCGUCAUCCUCCUCGGCGACGCCUGGCACACGCCCACCUCGCCACCUUUUCAAUCAGGACGAGGACGGACGUCUUCCUGCGGUGACGCUUUCUGUGAAAGCCCGGCGGACGACUUCCUGUCCACGUGGGGGGGUGGGGACAUGUGGGGGGAGGCAGGGCUCCGCAUGAAAGACAAUGGUGACACUUUGAAGGUGCCCCCCCCCUCACCCCCCCAGUUUGAGUUUGGAUUCGGUCUUUGGCGUCGCCGUGGAGACGUCCACCGUCCUCUUUCUUGGUUUUUGUCCCCGCAGCGUUGGAAAAACCGCUCUCAUUGGCGGAGACAAACCUCAAGUGGGCGGAGCUGACUGGAAUGCCUCCCCGUUGUUUGAACUUUAUUUAUAACAAACACUUCACAAAAAAAAAACGUUCAUGUCACACAUUUUGAGUUCGUCCAUCGAGUAAGAGAAGUCGGAGCCGAAAAAACCAAAGUGAAGCGAACCCGCCAACGUGUCUUUUUCCAUCUUUCUUCAGCUUUUCUUCCGUUGACUUUGGCUCCUCCCACUGAGCUUCAUACGUCCAAUUAGACUUUGUAAAUGUGUUUUUAUUAUUAUUAUUAUAAUUAUUAUGAAUAGGAAAGUCAUGAAAUUGUCAUCAAGGGUUGUUAAGUGAGAUAUGAAAAUGAGAUUUAACUUAAGGGAAGACAAAGCGUUUUGGAUCAUUUACAUUGUAAACGGGUUUUCAUUUGUUUGAGUAGUGAGCUAAGUAUGCUAAUCUACGCUGACAACAGCCGUAAAAUGUUCUGAUGUCUGAGUGACUUUUUUUUUUUUUUUUUAAAGCAGUAACUUUGCUGUUUUCCUCUUCGAAAUACGCAAAAAGCCCCCCCCCCCCCCCCCCAACUAUAGGAAGAUAUGUAAAAAAAUGAUGUUUGUUGUUUUCUACUUCAUCUGGUUGUGUGCCUUAUGAGUUUACCAAGAAAAAAAACGUGUAUACACUCUGUCCAAUGUAACAAUUCUAAGUAAAUAAUCUUAUU